AUGGCCCGAGGAAACCAGAGAGAAAACGAUCGCAAAAAGAGCCAGAAAAAGAUGGCUGGAAUGAAAGGCAAGAACACCAUGACUGGAUCCGAACAGCAACGCACAAAAGAGGACGUGGCUGCGAAAAUGCGCGAAAAGCAAAGACUCGCCGACGAGCGCAAGGCUGCUGGUCAGAAAUAA
Aspergillus glaucus CBS 516.65 is the source of this 180-nucleotide messenger RNA. Its product is annotated as 4F5 domain protein. The transcript has 3 exons. The coding region runs from base 1 to 180 and encodes 59 amino acids. Lineage: Eukaryota; Fungi; Ascomycota; Eurotiomycetes; Eurotiales; Aspergillaceae. The record is from RefSeq and is a predicted model, not a curated record.